GAAGCUAUUACAUGGAAAAUGAUUGAAUCAGCACAAAUUAAAAUAAUAAAAGAGGCCUUUCGUCUUCGAUAUAGAAAAGAUAGUAAGCUUAUUAGUGAAUAUGCUGGCUAUGUAAAAAAUUUGCGUAAUGCUGAAAAUAAAGAUGAGUAUAUAAAAUAUACUGCUAUAACUCUUUUUCCAAAUGAAGAAGCAUAUAACAAAAGAAUAAUUAGAUAUAGAAAAUGGUAUCAAGGUAAAAAGGAGCUACUUACUAGUGUAGAAGAUUUAUAUAAUCUUUAUUAUAAGCUAUCCAAAAAAGAUAGGCCUAUGACUGAAACAGAAAUUGAGGAAGCCGUUGAAGAUGUACUUAUAGACGAGUAG
Messenger RNA from Racocetra fulgida, 360 nucleotides. The record is from the annotation of a GenBank genome assembly. NCBI's taxonomy places the organism in Eukaryota, Fungi, Glomeromycota, Glomeromycetes, Diversisporales, Gigasporaceae.